AUAACCACAGCAGCCCCUGUUAUCGCUGGAUUCAGCCAAAUCUCGCGAUGUUUUGCUGUGACUGAGCAUAGUGGCGACGAGAAGUGGCGUGGGCCGGAGUGAAGAGUUGUUGUCGAAGAAGAGGGAGCGGAGAGAGGCAGUAGCCGAGCCGGGGGCGUGUGACUGUUCGUGGGGUCCACAGAGGAGCACAACACGGCGUGAAUGAGAGAGGCAAGCUGGCGGAUUUCAACAUGGCAUCCGGAGAUACGCUGUACAUUGAGACAGACGGCUCGGAGAUGCCGGCCGAAAUCGUGGAGCUCCACGAGAUAGAGGUGGAGACGAUACCGGUGGAGACCAUCGAGACCACGGUGGUCGGCGGGGACGACGACGACGACGACGACGACGGGCAGCCCAUGAUAGCGCUGCAGCCGCUGGUCACGGACGACCCCAGCUCCAUCCACCACCACCAGGAGGUGAUCCUGGUGCAGACCCGGGAGGAGGUGGUCGGAGGGGACGACUCGGACCUGCACACGGACGGCGGCGGCGGGUUCGAGGACCAGAUCCUCAUCCCGGUGCCGGCUCCGGGGGUGGAGGAUGAGUACAUCGAGCAGACUCUGGUGACUGUGGCCGGGAAGAGCUCGGUGGGUCGGGUGAAACGGGGAGGCGGCACCGGUGGAAAGAAAGCGGGCAAAAAGAGCUAUUUAAGCGGCGCGGAGGCUGGAGGAAGAAAAUGGGAACAGAAGCAAGUGCAGAUAAAGACACUGGAGGGGGAGUUUUCUGUUACAAUGUGGGCAUCGGAUGACAAUAAAGACAUUGACCAUGAGUCGGUGGUGGAGGAGCAGAUCGUCGGGGAGAACUCCCCUCCGGAUUACUCUGAAUACAUGACAGGGAAGAAGCUGCCCCCUGGUGGCAUCCCGGGAAUCGACCUCUCUGACCCCAAACAGCUGGCCGAGUUUGCCAGAAUGAAGCCCAGGAAAGUCAAAGAGGACGAUGCUCCCCGGACGAUAGCUUGCCCUCAUAAAGGCUGCACAAAGAUGUUCAGGGAUAAUUCAGCCAUGAGGAAGCAUCUCCACACCCACGGACCCCGAGUGCACGUCUGCGCAGAAUGUGGCAAGGCCUUCGUGGAGAGCUCCAAGCUCAAACGCCACCAACUCGUUCACACGGGGGAGAAGCCCUUCCAGUGUACCUUUGAGGGCUGUGGGAAAAGGUUUUCUCUGGACUUCAACCUGCGCACACAUGUGCGGAUCCACACUGGAGACCGGCCCUACGUCUGCCCUUUUGACGGCUGCAAUAAGAAAUUCGCCCAAUCAACCAACCUAAAGUCUCACAUUCUCACACACGCCAAAGCCAAAAAUAACCAAUGAGAACCCGGAACGCCUGCAUCGAGCCACAAAGACGAAAAAACAAAACAGAAAAGAGCCUUCUAGCGGCACAUGUGAAACCUCUUGAAGACAGGACGAAGAGCUUGAGACUUUAAUGAUUUAUAUUAAAAAAAAAAAAUCUGACAGAUUAAAAGACUUUAAACACUGAAAUUCAGCUGGUUUUCCUGAGCCCCCUUUCUUCUGCUGUCACAUUGGAUGAGGAACGCAGUGACUAUUCCCCACAGCCCCAGCCACCAACAGUCCCUUUGUUUCUCCAGUGGCAUUCAGCUGCCAGAAGAUGGAACCCAUGGACAAACAUCAGAGACUUAUUUUUACCAGAGUGAUCACAGAAGCAGCGCUCUAUUAGUAUUUUUAUUUGUCGCAUCGCUUUUAUUUCCCUCAAGUGUGCAUAUUGUACACUUGACUCAGACUUUCUUUAGUAAGAAUUGUGAUUUUUUUUCUUUUUGUUUAUUCUCUCCUGCAUUAUGAGAUCGUACCUAUGAUACAAAAACCUGUUUCACACGUAUGAGGAGUUUAAAAAAAAAAACAGCUGUAUGUUUGCAUUUCCACACCUCCUUCGGUUGUAUUUUUCUCUAACCACAAAAUAACCUUGUAUACUUGUAUUGUAUGGCUGUAUUAAAAUUAAGUAGACAUAGAUAGAGGUGUGAUUUAAAGUGUUAACCAAUUAAACUUUUAGUCAUGAGUUGCUUUAUUUUUUCUAUGAGCUGUUGUCACACAGAUGAAUGAGUAAAAUGCUCACAGUUGAGGUAUCUGAAGCUUACAUCGAACUGACUGCGAGACCAUCACUUUCUUUGUUAGAAUGUAAUGUACAGACGUCAACCAUUACCUUUGUUGGUAUUUACACCCAUGUAUCCCAACUGCCCACAAUAAAAUGGGUCAUUCCAACUCUGUCCAACUACA
Messenger RNA from Acanthochromis polyacanthus (spiny chromis), 2261 nucleotides. It is a transcript of the gene yy1b, whose product is annotated as YY1 transcription factor b. Gene Ontology annotation, molecular function: RNA polymerase II cis-regulatory region sequence-specific DNA binding; DNA-binding transcription factor activity, RNA polymerase II-specific. Lineage: Eukaryota; Metazoa; Chordata; Actinopteri; Pomacentridae. Gene Ontology annotation, biological process: regulation of transcription by RNA polymerase II. The record is from RefSeq and is a predicted model, not a curated record. Gene Ontology annotation, cellular component: transcription regulator complex; PcG protein complex. The transcript has 5 exons. Bases 231 to 1343 code for a protein of 370 amino acids.